AUGAGAGUCCCAAUCCGAAAUGCUGACCAGCCGAAUGGCCCUGGUCCAGAUUCAGCAGCCCUUCAACUACACCCAGUGCCGUCGAGGGAGUCAGUUGUCGUCAAGGUGAUCCCGCCGAGAACGCCAGCAGCACAGAUCGAGCACGUCCCAUGUGACAUUGUCCUUGUUAUCGAUGUGUCCACCAGCAUGGAAGAUGAUGCUCCUGUUCCAGGGGAGAAUGAAAAGACGGGACUCACUGUAUUAGACUUAACCAAGCACGCCGCUCUCACCAUCAUUGAAACCUUGAAUGACAAAGACCGACUGGGGAUAGUCAGCUUCUCAACGAAAUCCACUAUUGUACAGACCCUUACGUACAUGGACAUCGACAAGAAGGAGGAAGCUCGGAAGAAGAUCAAGGCCCUCGAGCCUAAUGGAAGUACGAACCUGUGGCACGGCAUUCACGAUGGCAUCCGCGUUUUUACUGAGUCACUGAAAAUUGGAAAUGUUGGUGCCAUGAUGGUGCUCACAGAUGGGAUGCCUAAUCAUAUGUGCCCCCCGCAAGGCUACAUUCCCAAGCUCAAGACAUUACCACCUCUUCCUGCGUCGAUUCACACCUUUGGCUUCGGAUACGGCCUAAGGUCCGGCUUAUUGAAGUCACUAGCAGAAUUCGGCCACGGUAAUUACGCAUUCAUCCCCGACGCGGGGAUGAUUGGCACGGUGUUUGUCCAUGCAGUUGCGAAUUUGCAGGCAACCUUUGCAACUGGCGCUACACUGACACUGACGUACCCCAAGUCCAUGGAGUUGCAAGAGGUCGGUGAGCAGACAGUGGUAAAGCAGCAACCAGAAGAAGCCGGAUCUCGAAGCAGGGGCCAGACGACCUUGAAAAUUCCCCUGGGCAAUCUGCAGUUCGGCCAGUCGCGAGACGUAUUCCUUCGCGUCACCGAACCCUCACUUGAGCACGCCGUAGGACGACUCGACCAAGCACCCGUUGUAACCGCCUCCCUCUCAUACACCAAGGCAAAGAUUCACGGACCGAACAUCCUCAGCAGCCCCGUUGUCAUCGCCACGGGAGCCAGCAUCCUCGAGACGUCGAGUAUGUCCAGCGCCGAGGUCGCCUACCACGAGUCCCGAGCCGAGAUAUGUAACUUCUUGUCAUCAAUAUUUCCCCUCGGCACUGACGCCGAACACCGUCCGAACCUGGGCCGUCACGAUCAAUACAAGAAGCAGCUAGUCAAACUCAUUUCCGAAAUCCCCGCCAAGGACUUCGAUGACGAGAAGAACCUCUCCCUCAUGCAAGACCUCAGCGGCCCGGAGCCACAGGGUCAAAUCUCCCUAGCCAUCAACGACAUCAAAUUCCUCCAAAAAUGGGGCGUCCACUACCUCCCGUCCUACUGCAACGCUCACUCCCGACAAAUAUGCAAUUCGUUCAAGGACCCCGGCGCAUUGCAGUACGGCACCGACAGCCCUCUCUUCAUAGCGUGCCGGGACCGCCUCAACGACACCUUUGACAACUUGCCGCCUCCUGAACCUACCGCCCGGCGCUCAUACGGCGGCUACUCCAAUUCCGCCAGCUACUACGCACCCGUCAACAUGAGCCGGUACCGCAACGCCUCCGGCGUAUGCUUCGCGGGCUCGACACCCGUGGAACUAGGCUCCGGGAGGAUGGUGCACAUUCGCCGCCUCCGACGGGGCAUGAAGGUCCGCACACCGACCGGCAUCCGCAAAGUGGCCAUGGUGUUGAAGACGCCCGUUCAGGAGGAGACGCUCUGCCGCGUGGGGAGUCUGCUCGUCACGCCCUGGCAUCCCAUUUCGCUGGACGGCAAGAAUUGGGACUUCCCGGCCUUUUUGGCCGAAGGCUCCGUUCGAUACACCGGAUCCGUGUACUCCGUCAUGCUCCAGCGUGACAGCAACUCUAGAUCGCACGCCCUCCGCGUAUCUGGCACAUGGGGCGUGACGCUUGGCCACGGCCUCACCACGGGCAAUGACGCUCGUGCGCAUCACUUCUUUGGCGAUUACAACCGCGUGGGCAAGAGUCUGAUUCAGCUGGGCGUGGAUAAGUUUGGCGUUGUUGAAGGGAGAGGCGUUGACCGCGAUAAUACCAGCGGUUUGGUCCGUGGAUUCAAGGGCGCAGCACAGUCGAGGAGCAUGGACAUGGACUACAGCGGUGUACCGCUACGGAGUAUCGUGAUGCGUAUGGCGCAGCAUGUUGGCGUUGAUUCAGCUUGA
Molecule: messenger RNA, 2205 nt
Organism: Pochonia chlamydosporia 170
Lineage: Eukaryota; Fungi; Ascomycota; Sordariomycetes; Hypocreales; Clavicipitaceae
Product: U-box domain-containing protein
Exons: 3
Coding region: 1-2205 (734 amino acids)
Source: RefSeq, a predicted model, not a curated record